AUGCUGUGGACUGCCGGUCUCUGCCUCUUCUGGGGGGUUCUGUGCACACGGGGGGCCCCGUUGAGCGAGCCGAGGCAGAAGGUCCUGUUGGUCUCCUUCGAUGGUUUCCGUUGGGAUUAUGACCGCGACGUGGACACACCGAAUUUGGACAGAAUGGCUGAGGACGGAGUGAAGGCCCACUACGUCACGCCCCCUUACCUGACCAUCACCAGCCCUACGCACUUCACCCUCCUGACAGGCCGUUACAUUGAGAACCACGGCGUGAUCCACAACAUGUGGUUCAACACCACCAGCACGGAGAAGAAGCCCUAUUAUCAGACUCAGUUUGUCAACGACUGGUGGGACAACGGCACGCUGCCUAUCUGGAUCACAGCUCAGAAACAGGGUCUGAAAGCUGGCUCUCUUCACUUCCCUGGCACCGCCUCCAGCUACCAGGGACAGGUUGCCAUGAAACGCGAGGUCGAGCCGCUGCUCUACAAUUACAAGAACGAGACGGCUUGGCGAGAGAACGCCAACAAGGUGAUGGCCUGGUUCCGAGACCUGGAUCUGGACUUUGUGUCUCUCUAUUUUGGAGAGCCGGACGGCACGGGCCACAGGUACGGGCCUGACUCUCCACAGCGACGAGACAUGGUCAGGCAAGUGGACCGGACCGUGGGAUACAUCCGAAGCUCAGCUGAAAAACACGGAUUGAGCAAGCGCUUGAACAUCAUCAUCACGUCCGAUCACGGCAUGACCACGGUCUACCGCAACGGUUUGGUGAAGGAAAUCACACUCUCCAAGAUUCCAGGCUUCUCUUUCGGGGAUGUGUCUUUCCACCUGGUAGAUUUUGGGCCCUCUGGAAUGCUGCUGCCCAAGCCGGGCAAGCUGGAGAAGGUUUACAAUGCCUUAAAGGGGGCGCACCCUCACCUCCAUGUCUUCAAAAAGGAGGAGAUGCCAGAACGCCUCCACUUUGCCAAGAACGAUCGCAUCCUGCCCAUCAUUUUGUGGGCAGACGCUGGCUAUGUGAUUAACGGGUACUUCCCAGUCCAGUUCAACAAGGGCGAGCACGGCUUUGACAACCAAGAGAUGGACAUGAAGGCCUUCUUCAGGGCGGCGGGUCCGGCUUUCCACAAGAACCUGCAGGUGGGGCCUUUUGAAACAGUCCACAUCUACCCACUGAUGUGUCACAUCCUCGGCAUCAAGCCCGAGGUCAACGAUGGACACCUGGAUGCCACCAAGCACAUGCUGGUGACCAGCGCCAGGACGCAGGAUCAUGAAGGUGAGGGAGUAAACUUCCUGCAGAACGCCGUCACUGGAUUAGCUGCAACAGCUGGAUUUCUUCUCAUAGUCUUUGUUGUGAUAACGACGCACAAAAUAAUCAGCAACAGACGACAUAAAAGGUAA
Messenger RNA from Entelurus aequoreus (snake pipefish), 1383 nucleotides. RefSeq names its product ectonucleotide pyrophosphatase/phosphodiesterase family member 7-like. The transcript has 5 exons. Bases 1 to 1383 code for a protein of 460 amino acids. NCBI's taxonomy places the organism in Eukaryota, Metazoa, Chordata, Actinopteri, Syngnathiformes, Syngnathidae. The record is from RefSeq and is a predicted model, not a curated record.